This is a messenger RNA of Pelobates fuscus (common spadefoot toad), 841 nucleotides long. RefSeq names its product centrin 3 (gene CETN3). Gene Ontology annotation, molecular function: microtubule binding; calcium ion binding. The record is from RefSeq and is a predicted model, not a curated record. NCBI's taxonomy places the organism in Eukaryota, Metazoa, Chordata, Amphibia, Anura, Pelobatidae. The coding region runs from base 107 to 610 and encodes 167 amino acids. Gene Ontology annotation, biological process: spindle pole body duplication. The transcript has 5 exons. Gene Ontology annotation, cellular component: microtubule organizing center.
AAGGCGCUAAGUUGUUUACAGGGCGGAGCUAACUGUCUGUGUGCUGCUGUGUUCUCUCCCGGUGUCUGCAUUGGAUCCGGUGUCGGAAGGCGGAGAGGAGGGCGCCAUGAGCCUGGCUGUGAGGACAGACUUGGUCGUUGACAAAACCAAAAAGAAGAAGCGCAGAGAGCUGACAGAGGAGCAGAAGCAGGAAAUCAGAGAUGCCUUUGAAUUAUUUGAUACUGAUAAGGAUAAAGCAAUAGACUACCAUGAACUCAAGGUAGCAAUGAGAGCAUUGGGGUUUGAUGUUAAAAAAGCGGAUGUUCUAAAAAUUCUAAAGGAUUAUGACAAUGAAACAACAGGAAAAAUAACAUUUGAUGAUUUUAACGAAGUUGUAACAGAUUUAAUACUCGAACGUGAUCCACAAGAAGAGAUGCUAAAGGCUUUUAAGUUAUUUGAUGAUGAUGACUCAGGCAAGAUAAGCUUGCGAAAUCUCCGACGCGUAGCUCGAGAACUUGGUGAAAAUAUGACCGAUGAAGAAUUACGAGCUAUGAUUGAAGAGUUUGAUAAAGAUGGUGAUGGGGAAAUUAACCAGGAGGAAUUCAUUUCCAUAAUGACUGGAGACGUAUAGCAAGUCCGAAAGCAGAUGUUGCCGUGAUAUCAACAUGCUCUCCACGAUGUUCCUGGAAUGUGUAGUAGUGUUUUUUGUUUUGGGAUUUAUCUCCUUCAUGAAGGACCAACAUUUAAUACUAUUUAAAGUCUGUAUGUUGUAGCGUAUUAUGUUACAUUGUAAUAUUUCUCUUUUUUUUUAUUUGUAUAAUAGUUUUUUAUGCAGAUUUUGGAAAUAAAUCAUAUCAUUCUU